GUGAAGAUGGCGCUGGACUCAUAUCACAGUCACAGCGAUGUGUGUGAUUAUUACAGCAGAAACAUGAGCAAUAAACCUGAUGUGGUGCCGUGUGGAGUCACCGAGCGCAAGAUAAACGCGCCCUCAGAUAAGCCCGACAUGGUGGUGCUCGAUGUCAUUCACAUAAAGGACAUAAAGGAUGUUCCGGGUCACAGAAAGAAACAUGAAACGGACACAUAUGUGCUGGGCACGAUUCAUCCCUUCCGUAAAACUCACCGCUCCGUCCUGGGGAAGUUUGCUCAGGAGUUUAGUCUGGUCACAUCUGACAGACGGUCGUGGCGUAUUCUUCUGUUUGGUGUGUUGAAUGUGAUGUGCACCGGAUGUCUGCUGAUGUGGUGCAGCUCCACCAACAGUAUGGCCUUAACUGCAUACACGUACCUCACCAUCUUCGAUCUCUUUAGUCUAAUCACCUGUUUGCUGAGUUUCUGGGUGACUAAGAAGAAACCCAGUCAAGUCCACUCUUUUGGGUUCGAGCGUUUUGAAGUGCUGGCAGUGUUUGCAUCUACAGUGCUGGUACAGUUGGGUGCUCUCUUCAUCCUGAAGGAAAGUGUUGAGCGUUUUGUGGAGCAACCAGAAGUGCACACGGGUCGUCUGCUUGUGGGAACAUUUGUGGCUUUAUUUUUUAAUCUGCUUACUCUGCUCUCGGUCAAGAACAAGCCUUUCGUCUUUGUGUCUGAAGCUGCGAGCACCAGCUGGCUUCAGGAGCACGUCGCUGAUCUCAGCCGAAGUUUGUGCGGCCUCAUCCCGGCAUUGAGCAGCGUUCUCUUGCCCAGAAUGAACCCAUUUGUGCUGAUCAACCUCGCUGGAGCGUUUGCUCUGGGCAUCACAUACAUGCUCAUCGAAAUCAAUAAUUACAAUGCAAUGGACACAGCAUCUGCAGUCGCGAUUGCUCUCAUGACGUUCGGUACCAUGUACCCCAUGAGUGUGUACAGCGGUAAAGUGCUGCUUCAGACAACGCCCUCUCAUCUGAUUGGUCAGCUUGAUAAACUGCUCAGAGAGGUGUCUACACUGGAUGGAGUUCUUGAAGUGAGGAAUGAGCACUUCUGGACCAUUGGCUUCGGAUCUCUGGCUGGUUCCGUUCAUGUGCGCAUUCGCAGGGACGCGGAUGAGCAGAUGGUUUUGGCUCAUGUGACAAAUCGUCUGACCACGCUGGUGUCAACUCUGACUGUUCAGAUCUUUAAAGAGGACCGGAAGCGUCUCUCACUGACCACCAGCGCUCUCACGAGCGGAUCUCUCAGUCUGUCCGAGUAUGUGAGUGCCUCGACCUCCAAACAUGCCGAGACAAACCCGGCCACGUCUACACCCGCAAAGCAGAGCAGCCCUCCGCCCGAGUUCUCCUUCAAUACGCCCGGACGGCACAUUCAGCCUGUCGUGUUUCACGAGGCGCAUCAGCACAGGCCCUAUAAUGCACCCCUUACCUAUGGGACGUCACUGUACAGCAGCGCGCUCCAGCAGGGAUUCACGCACCCCACUGGUGCUCCCGGGAUGAGGCUGGGCUUCGGGAUCCCGUCUGUUCAGGGGUACAGGACUCUGAGUUCAGCACCCCACAGAUACAGCAGCAGUCUGCAGCCGUCACACACUGACCAACACAGACCCUGAUCACAUGAUCUGAUCACCCUGAGCUCAUGUUACUCUAUUCAUUUUAAUGGGACCAAGAGCAGAAGUUAUGGAUGGUUUUCCUGUAUUCAUUAUGUAUUAAACUGAUAUCUUUCAUCAUUAUUUCAUCUUAAGAGAAGUUGAAUGAAUCUUAUGUUACACUAUGAAUUACUUCACCAAACAUCUGUUAUUUUCUGCUUUAGCAAAUACAAAACACAUUUUAUUAAAUCGUAUUUCCAUACACAAAUAACCUUGUGGUUGAAGUACUGAAAAUAGCUAAAUACACAAAAACAAUAUCACUGCAUUCUGAAGAAAAUAUUACGUUGAUUUUGCUAUGAUUCUCCUGAUCUUUCUGAUAUUCCGCUGAUGGAGAAUUGUACAGUUCGUCCAAUAGUUAUUUGUUCAUUCUAAACUUAGCCUCACUUUUCAAAUAUAAAAAUAUAAAAAAUGACCGAGACUUUCAUGUUAAUGAACAUAUUACUUUAGCAAUCACAUCAAGCUUUAUUAUUCAACAUAUCUUUCAAUGCAAUUAAAAAAUGAUUGGAUGUUGUAAACGUUUUAUUCAUUUGAAGUAGUGCUGCAGCUGAUUAUUUUGAUAAUUGAUUCAUCUGUCCAUUAUCUCUGAGAGGAUGAGGCUAUACAUUGUGUACAGAAAGGUUUACACAACAAGACAAUUUUGUCCACUCCAUUAUAAAUGUCAAAAAACCAAAGCACAAUUGAAGUGUUACCUGCUAAGAGCAACAGGUGUCUGUAGUCUAAUGUGUUUAUUCAAUAAAUAAAAGAGCUGUUAUAAUCCCUGGACAGCUACUGUUGUUAUAAAACAUGUU
Xyrauchen texanus (razorback sucker) is the source of this 2462-nucleotide messenger RNA. It is a transcript of the gene slc30a6, whose product is annotated as solute carrier family 30 member 6. Gene Ontology annotation, molecular function: monoatomic cation transmembrane transporter activity. Gene Ontology annotation, cellular component: membrane. The record is from RefSeq and is a predicted model, not a curated record. Lineage: Eukaryota; Metazoa; Chordata; Actinopteri; Cypriniformes; Catostomidae. The coding region runs from base 7 to 1638 and encodes 543 amino acids. Gene Ontology annotation, biological process: monoatomic cation transport; transmembrane transport. The transcript has 15 exons.